This is a messenger RNA of Selaginella moellendorffii, 414 nucleotides long. RefSeq names its product 3-oxoacyl-[acyl-carrier-protein] synthase 3 B, chloroplastic-like. Gene Ontology annotation, molecular function: 3-oxoacyl-[acyl-carrier-protein] synthase activity. The transcript is spliced from 3 exons. The coding region runs from base 1 to 414 and encodes 137 amino acids. NCBI's taxonomy places the organism in Eukaryota, Viridiplantae, Streptophyta, Lycopodiopsida, Selaginellales, Selaginellaceae. The record is from RefSeq and is a predicted model, not a curated record. Gene Ontology annotation, biological process: fatty acid biosynthetic process.
AUGUAUGCAUCUCCAGGAGGGAGAUUCAAGACGGCUCUCGUAGUUGGGGCCGGUGUUCUGUCCAGAUAUGUGGACUGGACAGAUGGGAAGACGUGUAUUUUUUUUUGGCAAUGUGGCUGGAGCUGCGGUACUCAAGUUCCUGCAAUUGGUUUAGAUUCCCACUCUGGGAAAGGGCAAUCCAGCGUGGCGAAGGGAGUGAUCGCAGUUCUCCAAGAGACCAUCUUCCAACUCCUCUCCAAGUUUCCGAUAAUCAGCAAAAGCACUGGAGCUCUCGAUCGCCCCGUGAAGGAAGCACUACGGUUGUCUGGCCGCUGGACCAAUCGAUCGAUCGAUCCUUUGGAUCUGGGAACGAGCCACAGGGAUGCGCGCCUAGUGUUCCCUUUUGCGAGCAGUAUUCAGGUAAGCAACCUUUAA